UAUAAAAAAUGAGUUCACAUCAUGAAUUGCACAUAUCUGUUGAACAUUCAGUUUCUGUUGACAUAAAUCACAUCUGUACACUUUCUAAGGAUAUUGGUGCUCUUUAUCUCUCAGAUGAUUACUCAGAUGUUACUUUAAUUGUUGGUGGACAAAAAUUGAAAAGUCACAAAAUUAUUUUAGCUGCACGUAGCCAAUAUUUUAGAGCUCUUUUAUUUGGAGGUUUAAAAGAAUCUACUCAACACGAAAUUGAAUUAAAAGAUGCUAAUUUAGCAGGGUUUAAAGGUUUGUUAGAAUACAUAUACACAGGACAAAUGCCUCUUGCAGAGAAACGUGAGGAGGUGGUAUUAAAUAUCCUUGGAUCAGCACAUCGUUAUGGAUUUUCAGAAUUAGAAACCUCUAUAUCAGAUUAUCUUAAAGAAAUAUUAAAUAUAAGAAAUAUAUGUCCCAUAUUUGAUGCAGCACUUCUUUAUCAACUAGAAUUUCUCAUCAAAGUUUGUCAUAAAUAUAUGGAUGAACGUGCAUGUGAAGUAAUGCAACAUGAAAACUUUUUGCAAUUAAGUGCUGAUGCUUUAAAUAAACUUAUUUCAAGAGAUUCCUUUCAUGCACCAGAGAUUGAUAUCUUUUUAGCUGUAGGAGCAUGGGUAAAAGCAAAUCCUGAUCCAGCUUAUAAAAGUGUUUUAGAUAAGGUACGAUUAAGUUUAAUUUCAAUCACGGAUCUCUUAAAUGUUGUUCGACCAACUGGACUAGUUUCUCCAGAAGCAAUCUUAGAUGCAAUAGCUGCAAGAACACAAACACAUAAUUCAGAUCUUAAUCACCGUGGUCGACUACUUGCUGAUUUAAAUGUUGCCCAUCCUAUGUACGGUGCACAAGUUUUACAAGGAGAAAUGCGUGGUUACCUUUUAGAUGGAGAUACAAAUAAUUAUGAUAUGGAAAGAGGGUACACAAGACAUACCAUUACUGAAUUACGAGAACAUUGUAUUUUAGUUAAAUUAGGAACUCAGUGCAUUAUCAACCAUGUUAAAAUGUUACUUUGGGAUAAAGAUAUGCGUUCAUAUUCUUAUUAUUUAGAAGUAUCUAUGGAUCAAAAGAGGUGGAUUCGAAUUAUCGAUUACACAGAAUACUUUUGUCGUAGUUGGCAAUACUUAUACUUUCAACCAAGAAUAGUUCUUUAUAUUCGUAUUGUUGGAACAAAUAAUACUGUCAAUAAAGUUUUCCACCUUGUGAGUUUUGAAGCAUAUUAUACAAAUCAUACAGAAAACCUUUAUGAUGGUUUUGUUAUUCCAACCCGGAAUGUUGCUAUUAUGGGUCAAGGUGCAACUGUUACAGAAGGUGUUUGUAGAUCUCGAAAUGCUUUAUUAAAUGGUGAUACAUCAAAUUAUGAUUGGGAUAGUGGGUACACAUGUCAUCAAGUUGGAUCUGGUUCUAUUCUGGUACAACUUGGUCAACCAUACGUUAUAGACUCUAUGCGAUUACUACUUUGGGAUUGCGAUGAUCGUUCGUAUUCUUAUUAUAUAGAAGUGUCUGGUAAUUCUCGAAGUUGGAUUUUAGUUGCUGAUAAAAGGAAAGAAUCUUGUCGUUCAUGGCAAACAAUACGCUUUACUGCACGUCCUGUCGUUUUUAUACGUAUUGUUGGAACACACAAUACAGCAAAUGAAGUUUUUCACUGUGUUCAUUUUGAAUGCCCUGCUCAAGGAGAUGAUGAUGAUGAUUGAACUGCGUAAGAAAAAAUGAAAAGAAAAUGAUCGA
Molecule: messenger RNA, 1746 nt
Organism: Eufriesea mexicana
Lineage: Eukaryota; Metazoa; Arthropoda; Insecta; Hymenoptera; Apidae
Gene: BTBD9
Product: BTB (POZ) domain containing 9
Exons: 10
Coding region: 9-1712 (567 amino acids)
Biological process (GO): modulation of chemical synaptic transmission; adult locomotory behavior; circadian behavior
Cellular component (GO): cytoplasm
Molecular function (GO): protein binding
Source: RefSeq, a predicted model, not a curated record